This is a messenger RNA of Acanthosepion pharaonis, 585 nucleotides long. The record is from the annotation of a GenBank genome assembly. NCBI's taxonomy places the organism in Eukaryota, Metazoa, Mollusca, Cephalopoda, Sepiida, Sepiidae.
AUGAUUUCCUUUAUCGAACAUCCUCUUUUUUUUCUUUUCUUUCUUUCUUUUUUUUUCUUUCUUUCUUUCUUUCUUUUAUUUUCUUUCCUUUCAUUCAUGAAUAAUUUUCUUUAUCGAACAUCCUCUUGUUUUCUUUCUUUCUUUCUUUUUCUUUCUUUCUUUCUUCCAGCCGUCUGUUUUUCUAUUUUCUAUUUCCUUUCAUUCAUGAAUGAUUUCCUUUAUCGAACAUCCUCUUGUUUUUCUUUCUUUCUUUCUUUCUUUUCUUUUCUUUCUUUCUUUCUUUCUUCCAGCCGUCUGUUCUUCUCUAUUUUCUAUUUCCUUUCAUUCAUGAAUGAUUUCCUUUAUCAAACAUCCUCUUGUUUUAUUUCUUUUUUUCUUUCUUUCUUUCUUUCUUUCUUUCUUUCUUUCUUUCUUUCUGUUCUUUCUAUUUUCUAUUCCCUUUCAUUCAUGAAUGAUUUCCUUUAUCGAACAUCCUCUUGUUUUCUUUCUUUCUUUCUUUUCUUUCUUUCUUUCUUUCUUUCUUUCUUUCUUUCUUCCAGUCUGUCUGUUCUUCUCUAUUUUCUAUUCCCUUUCAUUCAUGAAUAA